This is a messenger RNA of Trichomycterus rosablanca, 1515 nucleotides long. RefSeq names its product creatine kinase, brain a (gene ckba). NCBI's taxonomy places the organism in Eukaryota, Metazoa, Chordata, Actinopteri, Siluriformes, Trichomycteridae. The coding region runs from base 204 to 1349 and encodes 381 amino acids. Gene Ontology annotation, biological process: phosphocreatine biosynthetic process. The record is from RefSeq and is a predicted model, not a curated record. The transcript has 9 exons. Gene Ontology annotation, molecular function: creatine kinase activity.
ACCGUUAGGAUUGAAGAAUUCGUUGCAGGACCAGACCAAAAAGGACGAGCUUAGCCAAUAGGAGCCGCUCUCGCCCGGUAUAUAAUAAAGCUGCAGCGCAGAGACAGACCGCAGACUGGAGGAGAUUGACGGUGCCCUUCAACGCUGGAAUACGUUUUGUAGCAACCUCGUCUUCAUCUAGAAGUGCACAGGGAGCCACUGCCAUGCCUUUCGGAAACACUCACAACCAGCUGAAGAUGAAGUACUCUGCUGAAGCAGAGUACCCUGAUCUGUCCCAACACAACAACCACAUGGCCAAAGUGCUGACCCUAGAAAUGUAUGAUCACCUGCGGAGCAAACAGACCCCAAGCGGCUUUACAUUGGAUGAUGUCAUUCAGACCGGUGUGGAUAACCCAGGCCACCCUUUCAUUAUGACCGUGGGCUGUGUGGCUGGAGAUGAGGAGACUUAUGAGGUGUUCAAAGAGCUGCUGGACCCAGUCAUCAAGGACAGACAUGGUGGCUACAAACCUACAGACAAGCACAAAACUGACCUGAACCCAGAUAACCUGAAGGGUGGUGAUGACCUGGACCCCGAUUACGUGCUGAGCUCUCGUGUGCGAACUGGCAGGAGCAUUCGUGGCUUUUGUCUGCCACCACAUUGUAGUCGUGGAGAGAGGAGGGCUAUUGAGAACCUUUCCGUCGAAGCUCUUGGUGCACUGGGUGGAGAUCUAAAGGGAAAGUACUAUGCUCUGAAGAACAUGACUGAAGCUGAGCAACAGCAGCUGAUUGAUGACCAUUUCCUGUUUGACAAACCUAUAUCUCCCCUGCUGCUGGCUUCUGGAAUGGCCCGUGAUUGGCCCGAUGCCAGGGGUAUUUGGCACAAUGACAACAAGACAUUCCUGGUGUGGGUGAAUGAGGAGGAUCACUUGCGUGUCAUUUCCAUGCAGAAAGGUGGCAACAUGAAGGAAGUCUUUACUCGUUUCUGCACAGGUCUUACCAAGAUUGAGGAGUUGUUCAAGGACAAGGGACAUUUAUUCAUGUGGAAUGAGCACCUGGGAUACGUCCUCACCUGUCCCUCUAACCUGGGUACAGGACUGCGUGGAGGUGUGCAUGUCAAACUCCCCAACCUGAGCAAGCACAACAAGUUUGGGGAGGUGCUUAAGAGGUUACGGCUGCAGAAACGUGGAACAGGUGGUGUGGACACAGCAGCAGUGGGUGGCGUGUUUGAUCUCUCUAAUGCUGACCGACUGGGCUUCUCUGAGGUGGAGCUCGUUCAGAUGGUGGUGGAUGGAGUCAAGCUGCUCAUAGAGAUGGAGAAGAAACUGGAGAAGGGUGAGGCCAUUGAUGACCUCAUUCCUGCUCAAAAGUAAACCUGGCCAAACCUAAUUCCUCAAUAACUCCAAAUUCCCUUUACCCACUUCUACUCCACAAUGCACUCCUAUGUAAGAAUGUACAUUGUAUUUAAGACACCGUUUCCCUCUUAAGCAUUCAAGAUACUUAAUAUCGUGACAUGGCAGAAUUAAACAGUUAGCUCGA